Molecule: messenger RNA, 1176 nt
Organism: Dufourea novaeangliae
Lineage: Eukaryota; Metazoa; Arthropoda; Insecta; Hymenoptera; Halictidae
Gene: Trp1
Product: translocation protein SEC62
Exons: 5
Coding region: 1-1104 (367 amino acids)
Biological process (GO): post-translational protein targeting to membrane, translocation
Cellular component (GO): endoplasmic reticulum; endoplasmic reticulum membrane
Source: RefSeq, a predicted model, not a curated record
AUGGCGGAACGUAGGAAAAGCAGGAAGCGCAAAGAUGAAGUGGCAAAUAUAGAUCAUGAAGUUGUUCAAGACAAACCAUCUAAAGAUGAGUAUGCAGUAGCUAAAUGGAUCCGUAAUAAUGUGCCAUCAAAGAAAACAAAAUUUGACAGAAACCACAAUGUUGAGUAUUUCACUGGUAGUCGUGCAGUGGAUGCUCUCUUGGAGAAUUCACCAUGGAGUAAAUCCAAAUUUGAAACACGUGAGCAGGUUACAGAAUUUCUGGAUUUGAUGUUAAGACAUAAGUUCUUUCAUAGAGCAAAAAAAGUAGUAAUUUCUGAAGAAGAACUAUGUAAAAUACGUGGAAUAAAAAAGAAAGUUAAAGAUCCCAAGAAAGAUAAAAAAUCCACUGAGAAAGAAAAAGAAUAUUCUAAAGACAACAAAGAUGCAACAGGUGGAAAAGAUGGUGAAGAUAAAGUAGAAGAGAAAAAGAAAAAACCAAAAGUACGCCUGGAAAUGCAUAUGGAUCAAUAUUUUGUUGACUGCAAUGAUGCUUAUGUUUGGAUAUAUGAACCAAUCCCAGUGUACUAUUGGUUCUUUGGAACCCUUGUAGUAUUAGGUGCAAUCGGUGUUUGUCUCUUCCCAUUGUGGCCAUCAACAAUUCGUGUUGGUGUAUAUUAUAUUAGUGUUGCAGCUGCAGGAUUCCUUUUAUUUAUUCUGGCAUUAGCAAUUAUUAGACUGAUUGUAUUCUGUCUUCUUUGGGUUCCAACACUGGGCCGAUGUCAUCUUUGGCUUUUACCAAAUUUAACAGCAGAUGUUGGAUUCUUUGCUUCAUUUUGGCCACUUUAUCAAUAUGAUUAUUAUGGUUCAACAUCGGAAACUGACAAGAAGCUUAGUAAAAAGAAAAGAAAGAAAGAAAAAGAUUUCGAUUCUGAUGAGACAUCUUUAUUGAAUUCAGAUGAGAAAUCUAGUAUAAAAGAAUUACAUAUGGAAUAUACACAGAUUGAAGAAAUCUCACCUAGUGAAGAUAAAAAACUUCCUACGCCCGAGUUGGUAGAGGGUGAGGAAGGUAGUGAAAGUUCGGAAAGUGAAAAAUCUAAUACAGGCCGGGAUUUUGUGAUGCUUUAAAACAGAAACUUUUCGUAAUAAAUAGUUUUCCUUUAUUUAUCACAAAUGCCGUGUCAAUUGAUCUUUAAUUUU